AUGCUGUCCCGAUCACUAUUCCGAGCAACCACUUUACUUUCUCGUGGUUCGAGCUUGAGGAAGGCAUUUUCAACGAGUAACCUCGGUCCGAACCAUGACCUCCUCCAGAUGCUGUCACAAAAUUUAGAGCACGAAAACUCCAGUCCGAAUAGAAAUGCCUACAAAGUUCGAGCGUUUGCACGAGCUAUCGAGGCUAUUGGCGCGCUAGGAGGAGCCUGUGCGGAAUCGGACUGUAUUCAGCUAAAAGGCGUAGGCGUUGGAAUCAGCAACAGGAUAGACGCGUUCUUGUCGGGUAAAGAAUAUGACCCGGAAGCUACUAUCCAGCCUUCUGAAGGGAGCUCUAAGGUCACAUCGCCCAAGGCAAGAAAAACUCUUGAUACUGAGGAGAAGCGAAGGAAAAUGAUAGUUCGGUCAUUGACAUCCGUCUCUGGCAUUGGUGCAACGACAGCGAAGGCCCUCAUCGACGCAGGCUGUACAUCCGUCGCUGACCUGAAGAAAUCGAAAUACUUUGGCAUGCUAAGUCCCUCGCAGCAAAUCGGUGCGCGAUACUACGAACACUUUGAACGACCCGUCGAGAGAAGUCAAGCCGAACUACUCGCUAAAUUUAUCUCGGAGAACAUCUCUUGUAAAUUUGAUGUUCAGCUCGUGGGCAGCCACCGGCGGGGUGCUCACUCAUUCAUGGGCGCCGACAUCCUGUUGACGCACCCUUCGCAUGUUCACGUGCCUACACCUCCGUUAAAGAAUGGCUCGGUCACCCAGGGAAGUGGUGGGGCGCCUUUUCGCAUGUCAUAUACAAAGCUACGCGAAACUCAGGAAUCUCUUCUCUUGCGCGAUGUGGUUUCCCCACUUGAAAGCCGUGGCCUCAUCGCCGAGACACUGUCGGCAGGGUCUAGGAAGUGGCAGGGUGUGAUACGUCUACCUGAAAAUACUACAAACGGAACUUGGGAAGAACGUGCUCAACGAAUCGAGCGGAUCCGCGAGCAGCAGGGCCUUUAUAUUCUAUUGGACUUGUACCUUGCUCCUAUAAAGUCAAAGGGCGCGGCACUACUCGCGUUGACUGGGGACAAGGAGUUUAACACCGACAUCCAUGGACUUCUGAUCCCUCACUCCGAGCAGAUGCAGGAGGAAGGGUACUGGACGUUCGUAGAAGGCGAAAGCGAAGACGCUGUCCUGCGCGAACUUGGCAUGAGCUAUGUGGAGCCCACAAAACGCAACUUUGCGUAUCUCGCUAAUUCUGACUCGGACGCGUCGAUAAAGGGGGGUAGGCAACGGAAGAAAGUUGCGUAG
This is a messenger RNA of Suillus paluster, 1287 nucleotides long. RefSeq lists its product as uncharacterized. The transcript is spliced from 9 exons. The coding region runs from base 1 to 1287 and encodes 428 amino acids. Gene Ontology annotation, biological process: double-strand break repair via nonhomologous end joining. Gene Ontology annotation, molecular function: DNA binding; DNA-directed DNA polymerase activity. NCBI's taxonomy places the organism in Eukaryota, Fungi, Basidiomycota, Agaricomycetes, Boletales, Suillaceae. Gene Ontology annotation, cellular component: nucleus. The record is from RefSeq and is a predicted model, not a curated record.